This is a messenger RNA of Canariomyces notabilis, 1641 nucleotides long. RefSeq lists its product as uncharacterized. Lineage: Eukaryota; Fungi; Ascomycota; Sordariomycetes; Sordariales; Chaetomiaceae. Bases 1 to 1641 code for a protein of 546 amino acids. The transcript is spliced from 4 exons. The record is from RefSeq and is a predicted model, not a curated record.
AUGGCACCUGUUGCCAUUGACGAAGAGCCAGGUUAUUGGCCUCUGAUUCAGGCAAUAUCGCACGUUUCGGCAGCCGCUUAUCUCUCAUACACCGUUGGAAGGAGCCUUUACCAGUCACACCAAGCCUUGGGCCCUGCUCAAGAUACACGACACCGCAUCGCGCAGCGCUCAAAGCUCACAACUGCCUUUGGAAGCCUCGCCGCGCUAGGGCUGGUGUUCGCUAUUACAUCAGCUUGGAACCAUGCCUCGCUCUCCUACAAGGUGUGGGCUUCCGAGAGGGGAAUCGAAGUUCCAACCUCACUAUUUGGGAGCCACGAGUCAAGUACAAACAAUGCCACUGCAGCUAGCCUGCAGCUGAGACGUUGGCUGAGAGAUACGCCCGUCUAUAUGGACGCCCUCGAGAUUGUCGCCGAGAAGCCUCGGAGGCAGUGGUGGGGUCAGCAAUCGGAGCUUGCAAAAGCCGCUUUUACCACGCUGCUAGCAAUCGAAGGGCGCCGACGCAGAAUCCCGCACCUCUGGGCUUAUGCUCUACUAUCUAUUUACGUCAAUUUGUCGUUUGCUCAAAACCUCUUCUAUAUCGCCUUGCUCUUGAACCCAUCCGCGAACCUAACUCGGGAGUCGAGUUCCCCGAACAUCCUGGAUCAGCUGUUUCCGCAAAAGUCCGGGAACUGGUGCCCCAGGCUUCCUGCGCUUCUUGCCCCUUUGUUUCUCAAAUAUGCCGCCACCGUCUGGCUCCCAUAUGCGGCAGGAACGCCACGGUUCGCAACAGCAGCAACAGUAAACAACAUCCUGACCCUCGCACCCCUGGUGCUGCCAAUGAUUAUACCAGAAUCCUGGGGUACCGUCCACCCGGACCCGCACGAUGCUUACCGUAGCAUUACCAAGCUCUACAACGCCAUGACCAUGGCAAGCGCUCUACUCCACGCCAGGAGCACCGUAACUAGCCUAUACUACAAUCUUCCAGGGUCUUACAAGCAUCGGCACAGCAUCAAGAUACCCUUCGAUACGGAGAAACGGUCCAAAUGGGAGCGGAGCGCGACAGCUAUCGAGAAAGUCCUAGGCUCCAUGGCCGACCACCCUGCUGUUGCCGCCGUCGGCAAGGACGUGCUCUUAUGCGCUCUGAGCCUUGGUCUCUGGGCAGCCGUCCGGGCAGUGGAUGUGAGCAAGAUGAUCCAAUCGGUAUCGCCGAUCCACACUACGCCAGCCUCUCCGUUCGGUGACGCGCCGAUGACGACUACUCAGAAGUUCGACCACUCCGUUCACGAAGAGCCGCAGAAGCCAACAUCUGCACCCUCCAUGUCCCUGCGAAACCGGGACCUACCUGCCAGGACGAUUGUGCCCGGCAUUCACACCAAGGAGGCGGCCGACCCUCUACACCACACACCGAGACGCCGAGGCCGUCCGCGGAAGAUCAAGAUCGAGCCGGAGCCGGGACCAGGAUUGGAAGAUCAGAAGGGGACAACUGAUGACGAGACUUACGAGCCUUCUCCGAAAGUCAAGGCAGAAGUUGGCCUUGGCGACGUCGUUCCGGAUGAUGAGUUUGACUGGGAACCUGCUUCACUAGCCUGGGCUUUGACGGCCUUGGGAGGGCUAGGCGUUGGCAGCGCUGCUGUCUUUGGAGCCGAGUGUAUCUCACGGUGA